Tarenaya hassleriana is the source of this 2358-nucleotide messenger RNA. Its product is annotated as ABC transporter G family member 23. Bases 319 to 2259 code for a protein of 646 amino acids. NCBI's taxonomy places the organism in Eukaryota, Viridiplantae, Streptophyta, Magnoliopsida, Brassicales, Cleomaceae. The record is from RefSeq and is a predicted model, not a curated record. Gene Ontology annotation, molecular function: ATP hydrolysis activity; ATP binding; ABC-type transporter activity. Gene Ontology annotation, cellular component: membrane. The transcript has a single exon.
ACCCAAGUUUUUUAUUUUAAUAAAAAAAAGAGGGCAAUUUAUGAAUUCAACACUCUAAAAUCUCAUAAAUCAAUUUACCAUAAACAGAAUGUAUACUCAGAUUUUGAAUUAAUCCAAGUAUCUAACUUAUGCAAGUCUUACCUUUGUUACACCAACCUCUGCCUACCAUUUCACUCCCUCCGAAUUUCUUCUUUGGUUGGUCCAACUUCUUCCUAAACAUUAUUACUCUCCCAAGACGGAGAGAUUAAAGGUUCGAACCCAUCUGAAACUACAAAACACGUAAACAUGUAAUGAAAGAAAAGCCGAAAACACUUCCCCAUGACGAUCAAAGCUCCAAAAAUGGCUGCUACUUGCUUCGGACCGCCUUCCUCAGCCGCUGCUACCGGUGAUGAGGAUUCGAUCAUACUCUUCUCGCCCUCCAACUCCCCCGACGAGGAAUUCUCCUCUGCCUCCUCUUCCUUCUCCUCUCAAGCCCGGGAUCCUUAUCCUGAGAUUUCUUACAAGCUAUCAGUCUUCAAUCUCUCGUAUUCAAUCAACCCUAUUCCAUCAUCCCCGUUUCCUCUGUUUCCCCGCCUUUUCCAGGAGCCAAACCCCAUCAAGAUUCUAAAUUCCGUGUCUUUCGCAGCAGAAAGCUCCGAAAUCUUGGCCGUGGUAGGACCGAGCGGGACGGGGAAAUCGACCCUCUUGAAGAUCGUAUCAGGAAGAGUGAAUCACAAGGAAUUGGACCCAGAAGCAGCAAUUCUGAUCAACGAUCGUAACAUCAGAAACCUUUCACAGCUACGAAGAAUCUGUGGAUUCGUUCCACAAGACGAUGAUCUUCUGCCUUUGCUCACUGUGAAGGAAACGCUAAUGUACAGUGCCAAAUUCAGCUUGAGAGAUUCAAUGACGCCAAGGGAAAGAGUUCGUGUGAAGGAUAGCUUCGUCGGAGAAGGAGACGAAGAGGACCGAGGAGUGUCAGGCGGAGAACGGAAGAGAGUUUCGAUCGCCAUCGAGAUGAUCCGUGACCCUCCGAUUCUGCUCCUGGACGAGCCGACGUCUGGUUUGGACAGCAGAAACUCGCUUCAGGUGAUCGAGCUCCUCGCUUUCGUGGCGAAAUCCAGGCGAAGAACUGUCGUGCUGUCGAUCCACCAGCCGAGUUAUCGAAUCCUCGAUUACAUCUCCAGUUUCCUGAUUCUCUCACGUGGAUCGGUUAUUCACUUUGGGAAUCUGGGAUCUCUCGAGGAAUCGAUCGUUAAAAUAGGGUUCCAGAUCCCGGCGCAGCUUAAUCCACUCGAAUUCGCCAUGGAAAUCGUGGAUUCCCUCCGAAAUUCGAAUUCCGGAGCAACCCAAAUCGCCGACAAUCCACAUCCGAUCUGGCAGCCGGAGGAAGAAAACGAAGACGAUCGAAUCAAACAUCGAUAUCCUCUCCUCGACAUCGCCGAGAUCGCAUUACUCUGCUCCAGAUUCUGGAAGAUCAUCUACAGGACGAAGCAGCUAUUUCUGGCGCGUACGAUGCAGGCGCUGGUCGGCGGAUUCGGCCUCGCUAGCGUCUACGUGAAACUCCGGCGAGACGAAGCAGGAGUAGCGGAGAGACUCGGCCUCUUCGCCUUCAGCCUGAGCUUCCUCCUCUCCUCAACAGUCGAAGCACUCCCGAUCUACCUCCACGAACGCCGAAUCGUGAUGAAGGAAUCCUCAGUCGGAUGCUACCGGAUCUCAUCAUACAUCAUCGCAAACACAAUCGCCUUCACGCCAUUCCUCUUCGUCGUCUCCCUCCUCUUCUCCAUCCCCGUAUACUGGAUCGUAGGCCUGAACCCAUCGAUCCAAGCGUUCGCGUUCUUCAUCCUGGUCGUGUGGCUCAUCGUCCAAAUGGCGAGCUCUCUGGUACUCUUCCUAAGCGCAGUAUCGCCGGAUUUCAUCUCCGGGAACUCCCUGAUCUGCACAGUUCUGGGAGCGUUCUUCCUCUUCUCAGGGUACUUCAUACCGAAGGAGAGCAUCCCGAAGCCAUGGAUGUUCAUGUAUUACGUGUCGUUGUACAGGUACCCGCUGGACACGAUGGUGGUGAACGAGUACUGGAGCUUGAGAGGGGAGUGCUUCUCAUGGCGAGGGGACGCGCCGUCGCAGCAGACGUGCGAGAUGACGGGAGAGGAGGUGUUGAGGAGCAGGGGACUGGAGAGGGACACGAGGUGGAUGAACGUAGGGAUCAUGUUUGGAUUCUUCCUUUUCUAUCGUCUCCUUUGUUGGGCCAUUCUCCUUCGAAAGUCCAAAUCUGUUUCCUCCUGAUGUGUAUGCAUAUGCUAUGCCAAAUGCAUAUGCAUACACAUAUAUAAAAUAAUUAUAUUUAGAAAAAUAUCAAAAAAAAUUAUCGAAUUUUGAGAUCAA